AUGUCUCAGCGCCUACAGACUCAUAAAAUACCACUGUCCCACUGGUGCCCCGAGACGCGCAUGCUGGGAGUUGGCGCCCCAGGGGGUGAGGCAGGGACCUGGAGGGAACCUCCAGCCCCAGCUCCCGGCCCCCAGAUUGACGGUCCCGGCCUGGCUCUGCCCCGGCAGGCAGGCAGGCAGGUCCUCGAUGAGCUGGAGACCGAACUGGAGCGGGAGGGGAAGGGCUGGGGAGAAGGAGGCCGCUCCUGCUGUUCUGAUGGGAUCUCAUACACUUCAGACCCUUCCCCGUCCCCUUUCUGCUCCCCACCUUCCCUCUACCAUGUGCUCCCUCGUCCCUGCUGGUCCUGCUGCUGUCUGCUCCUCUUUUUCUCCCUGGGAGUCCAGGGGUCCCCAAAGGCUCCCAGCGUUGCCCCUGAGCAAGUCCACCUGUCCCACCCAGGGGAGACAGGCUGCAUGACUGUAACUUGGACCACAUGGGUCCCACCCCCCUUGGAAGUGCAGUUGUUUGGGCUGCAGCUAUGGGGGCCCCUGCCCCUCCGGGCUCAGGGCACCUUCAGCCCCUUUGUGGAUGGGGGCAUUCUCUGGCGGAUGAGAUACAUACACCGACGAGUCACAAUGCAGGGGCUGCUGCCCAGGGUCCAGUAUGUUUACCACUGAGGCGGUACUCAGGGCUGGAGCCGUCGGUUCCUCUUCAGGGCCCUGAAGAAUGGGCCCCACUGGAGCUCCUGUUUGGCUGUGUUUGGGGGCAUAGGGACUGACAAUCCUAGGGCCCUACCCCAACUGUGCAGGGACACCCAGCAGGGCAGGUACGACGCUGUUCUUCACGUGGGAGACUUUGCCUACAACAUGGAUCAGGACAACGCUCACGUCAGGGACAAGUUCAUGAAUCUCAUUGAACCUGUGGCCGCCAGCCUGCCAUACGUGACAUGUCUUGGGAAUCACGAAGAACGCUACAACUUCUCCAACUAUAAAGCUCGCUUCAGCAUGCCAGGGGAUAGCAAAGGCCUGUGGUACAGCUGGGAUCUGGGCCUGGCACACAUCAUUUCCUUCUCCACUGAGGUACAUUUCUUUCUCCAUUACGGCCACCUGGUAGAGAGACAGUUUCGCUGGCUGGAGAGCGGCCUCCAGAAAGCCAAUAAGAACCCGGCAGCCCCGCCGUGGAUCAUUACCAUGCCCAUGUACUGUUCUAGUGCUGAUAUGGAUGACUGCACCUGGCAUGAAAGCAAGGUUCGUAAAGGCCUCCUCGGCAAGUUCUACGAGUUGGAGGAUCUUUUCUAUAAAUACGGGGCGGACCUGCAGCUGUGAGCUCACGAACACUCCUAUGAACGCCUGUGGCCAAUUUACAACUACCAUGUAUUUAACGGCAGCUGAGAGAUGCCCUACACCCACCCUCGAGGCCCCGUCCACAUCAUCACCGGAUCUGCCGGUUGUGAGGAGCGGCUGACCCCCUUAACCCUCUUCCCGCGGCCCUGGAGCGCCCUGCGCAUCAAAGAGUACGGGUACACACAGCUACACAACCUCAAUGGGACCCAUGUCCACAUCCAGCAGGUGUCUGAUGACCAGGAUGGGAAGAUUGUGGACGAUGUCUGGGUGGUGAGACCCCUGCUUGGCCCGAUGAUGUACCUCUGGGGAUGGAGACAGCUCUCAUCAGGAACCCUGGGCCUUGCUACCUAG
Mesoplodon densirostris (Blainville's beaked whale) is the source of this 1674-nucleotide messenger RNA. It is a transcript of the gene ACP7, whose product is annotated as acid phosphatase 7, tartrate resistant (putative). Lineage: Eukaryota; Metazoa; Chordata; Mammalia; Artiodactyla; Ziphiidae. The record is from RefSeq and is a predicted model, not a curated record. Gene Ontology annotation, molecular function: acid phosphatase activity; metal ion binding.